Messenger RNA from Metarhizium album ARSEF 1941, 1143 nucleotides. Its product is annotated as zinc finger protein gcs1. The record is from RefSeq and is a predicted model, not a curated record. Gene Ontology annotation, biological process: regulation of ARF protein signal transduction; regulation of endocytosis. Gene Ontology annotation, cellular component: Golgi membrane. The transcript is spliced from 3 exons. Gene Ontology annotation, molecular function: GTPase activator activity. The coding region runs from base 1 to 1143 and encodes 380 amino acids. NCBI's taxonomy places the organism in Eukaryota, Fungi, Ascomycota, Sordariomycetes, Hypocreales, Clavicipitaceae.
AUGGCGUCAAAGGCCAUGUGGGAAGUCGACCCUGAGACGAGGUCCAAGCUCGCCACCCUCCAGAAAGAAUCCCAGAACAACAUCUGCUGCGACUGCAGUGCGCCUUCUCCGCAAUGGGCAUCCCCCAAAUUCGGCGUCUUCAUAUGCCUUUCCUGCGCCGGCGUGCACCGUGGUCUCGGUGUCCACAUCUCAUUUGUGCGCAGCAUAUCCAUGGACGCCUUCAAAGCGAGCGAGAUUGAGCGAAUGCGGCUAGGCGGCAACGAAGGGUGGAGGAGAUUUUUCGAGGAGCACGAGGAUACACAGAUGCGAGGAAUCACUUGGGAGGAUGCGACGAUUGCAGAACGAUACAGCGGCGAAGUAGGCGAGGAGUGGAAGGAGAGGCUUUCGUGCAAGGUUGAGGGCAGGGAAUAUGUCCCCGGUGAGAAGAAGCCUCCUGCCCCUGCGAUGAAGCCCACGCCACCGCCUGCUCUGGCAGGUCAGAGAGCUAGUUCGAGGACAGCAACGCCGCUGAGCAAUUCGACGAGCCGAAGCGAGAGUCCUGGCAAGGGCGGUACCGGUGUCAAGGUCAAGGUCGAUGACCAGUACUUCUCAAGAUUGGGCGCCGAGAAUGCCUCAAGGCCGGACGAUGUCCCUCCGAGUCAGGGAGGAAAGUAUGCUGGCUUUGGAAAUACCCCUGCGCCCACCGCCAGGACGAGCCAGGCUGGCAUUCCCAACCUUGACGAUUUGCAAAAGGAUCCCAUGGCUGCUCUCACGAAGGGCUUUGGUUGGUUUACUUCUACCGUGAGCAAGACCGCCAAGACGGUGAAUGAUGGUUAUAUUCAGCCCACUGCUAAGCAGUUCGCAGAAGGCGACUUCGCCAAACAAGCCCAACUCACAGCCUCCCAACUCGCAAGACAAGCCCAAUUGGCGGGGAAGUCCGCCCAGGAAGGGUUCAACCGCUUCGUCGAGGGCAACGACAGCAGCCACAGGAGGGAUGCGCCAUUGGAUGCGAACCGCAAGGACUUUUGGGACGAUUUCUCAAGUCUGGCGGAGCAGAGGAAGCAGACGAACAGUUCGAUUGGGACGAGUGCCAUGGGGAUGGGGAAGAAGGGGUCUGGCGGCCCUCAGCCCACGAAAAAAGCAGAUGAUUGGGAUGACUGGUGA